This is a messenger RNA of Fonticula alba, 172 nucleotides long. RefSeq lists its product as hypothetical. The transcript has a single exon. The annotation marks the transcript as partial. The record is from RefSeq and is a predicted model, not a curated record. NCBI's taxonomy places the organism in Eukaryota, Rotosphaerida, Fonticulaceae.
GAAGACCAUGCAGGCGGAGCGCCUGCUGGCGGCCGACAGCGCCUUCAGCCAUCUCAUGGUCGAGGGCCUGAACACGCCACUUGGUCCGAUCGCCGCCCCGGUCCAGGUCCGCACCCGAGACUGCCUCUUCAUCGAAGUCCCCGUGUCCCUGCCAGACAGCGUCGCCCAAUAG